Molecule: messenger RNA, 4095 nt
Organism: Tinamus guttatus (white-throated tinamou)
Lineage: Eukaryota; Metazoa; Chordata; Aves; Tinamiformes; Tinamidae
Gene: SFSWAP
Product: splicing factor SWAP
Biological process (GO): mRNA 5'-splice site recognition; RNA processing
Molecular function (GO): RNA binding
Source: RefSeq, a predicted model, not a curated record
UAAUCUUAUAAACUGCUUUGGAAGCUUAGAUUUUUUUCUAUCUCCAGCAGCAGGAAGUCUUCGUUUUCUUGUUUAGAAAAACACAUUGCUAUGAGAAGACAUGGGUUGAAGUUUGCCUGUGGAUAGAGCUUGAUUAACCAGACCUCCGUGUUUCAUUAACUUUUUGCUAUUAGAAUAUUUACUUUCUUUGUUUUUGGUCUAGCAAGUUGGCACAAGUCAAGAGUUGUGUGUGGGAAGACACCUCAGCGGAGUCGAGCUUACUGUCACUUUACUUUCCAAUCAGUUUCUUUUACUGAUGCAUAAACAUUAUCCCAAUGCAAUGCUUUUCCUGCAAAUAAAAUUAUUUCUGCUAGUAGAAAGGAACUGUACGUCAUUGAUCUUUGCCGUUUUUACGGUGAACCUCCUUAAAUUGCAUGUAUAUGUUACUGUUCCUAUGUAUGUGUGUCUCUCUAUCACAUAACCCAGAACUUAUUUCCUCAGCCAAAUGGCUAGGGGCCGAGCCUAGCCAUGAUUUUACCUCCAAUGGACGCAAGUUUCUAUGGUGAAGAUAUCUCCUGAGAGUUCGGGACUAGCAGAAAGAAGCGAGGAAAUUUCGACCGUUUGGUUCUUACGGAUAGGUAUUUAUGUAUUCGGGUUUGUGUGAAUGUAAGCUAUUUGACUUUCCAGAAAAACGUAUUUUGCAAGUGACAUUGAUUGGUUGGUUGAACUACAUACGGUAAGAGCUGUUAAGGAAAUGAAUCCCACUUAAACUAUUAAAGGAUACUUUUGCCUUUAAUUGUAGUAAUUUAUUAUUUUCUUUGAGAGGAAUUUAGACAAUUAAAUUUUCGAUAGUUGGUGACAAAUGAUUAGCAAAAUUAAACGUAACUUCUAAAAGGAAAUAUGUUUUAACACAUAAGUUUUUUUUUCAUUUUUAAUGGGUAAGUAUUUAAGUAGUCACAUAAACCCAAGUCCUAAGUUUCUUGCAUUGACCAGCUCUUUCAUCUUGCAGGUAUGAUGGACGUGGUCACCUGCAUGACCUUUCUGAAUAUGAUGCUGAAUACUCUACAUGGAACAGAGAUUAUCAAUUGUCUGAAGAGGAAGCUAGAAUAGAUGCCCUCUGUGAUGAAGAGAGAGGAGGAAUAUAAAAGAUUGAGUGAAGCUUUGGCAGAGGACGGCACAUACAAUGCAGUGGGAUUCCGUUAUGGCAGUGAUUAUUAUGAUCCUUCAGAACCCACUGAGGAGGAGGAGAAUCAGCCUGCAAAACAAAGAGAAACAGCUCAGACAGAAAAUGCGGAAGAAAAUGAGGAACCUUUUGUUGCACCUCCAGGACUGAAUGUACCUUCUGAUGUGGAAUUGCCACCAACAGCAAAAAUGCAUGCAAUUAUAGAACGAACUGCAAACUUUGUUUGUAAGCAGGGAGCACAGUUUGAGAUUAUGCUAAAAGCCAAGCAAGCACGCAACUCCCAGUUUGACUUCUUGCGAUUUGAUCACUACCUCAAUCCUUACUACAAAUUCAUUCAGAAAGCUAUGAAAGAGGGACGAUAUGCUGCUCCUUCUGAAAAUAAAUCAGAAGAUAAAAAAAAUUCAAAAGCCAAAUCUGAGGAAGAUGAUGACGACGACGAUGAUGAUGAUGGAAACUAUCUACAUCCAAGUCUGUUUGCAUCUAAAAAAUGCAGUAGGCUUGAAGAGCUUAUGAAGCCUCUGAAGGUAGUGGACCCUGAUCAUCCGCUUGCUGCGCUGGUCCGCAAAGCACAAUCGGAUAACAACUCAUCUGCACCACAGUCAACAGAUGGAGCAGCUGUACAGACAUCACAAGUAGAAUAUUCUUCUGAUUCAACUGUGGCAGCCAUGUAUUACAGUUACUACAUGCUACCUGACGGAACCUACUGCCUCGCACCUCCGCCUCCAGGAAUAGAUGUUACCACCUACUAUAACGCAUUGCCUGCAGGGGUGACUGUAUCGGGCACUACGGGGGUAGCAACAGUGCCACCACCCCCGGGUACUACACCUCCACCUCCCCCAGAAACAACCGAGAGCAGCAGCGCGGUGACUUCCACCACCACUUCUACAAGCACAAUUGCUCCAGUGGUUGCCAUUAUACCUCCACCACCAGACAUCCAGCCUGUUAUCGACAAGCUAGCUGAAUAUGUUGCUAGGAAUGGAGUUAAAUUUGAAACUAGUGUUCGUGCAAAGAAUGAUCUUAGAUUUGAAUUUCUGCAGCCAUGGCACCAGUAUAAUGCUUAUUAUGAAUUUAAAAAACAGUUCUUCCUUCAAAAGGAGAGCAGUGACAACUCUCAGGGAGUAUCUUCAUCUGAAGAUGUUCCAGCAGAUACUGCCUGUGAUACACCGAGUGAAACUCAGUUUGCAGAGGAACAUACACCCGAGGAUGCGUCUGAAUCGAGUGCUAAGGGAGUUCCGGGGACUAAAAAGGAUGUUCCUCCUUCUAAAGCUAUUAGUGAUGGUAAAUUGGUGAAAGCAUCAUUUGCUCCAAUAAGCUUUGCAAUCAAGGCCAAGGAAAAUGACCUUCUUCCCUUGGAGAAAAACCGUGUUAAAUUAGAUGAUGACAGUGAUGAGGAGGAAGAAGAGGGCAAGGAAGGCCAAGAGAAUGCUAUUACUACUACAAACCAUACGCCAGCUGUUACCACUCCUUGUACUGUUAGUGAAGAGAAAAAACCUCAACUUACACAGGAGGAGUUGGAAGCUAAACAAGCAAAACAGAAGCUAGAGGAUAGGCUAGCUGCUGCAGCGAGAGAGAAGCUUGCACAAGCCUCCAAAGAAUCAAAAGAAAAGCAAUUGCAAGCUGAACGCAAAAGGAAAGCUGCACUGUUCUUGCAGACCCUGAAAAAUCCUCUUGCAGAAGCAGAAGUUGAGAAGAUUGAGGAGAAUUCCUUCAGUAUUGAGAGCGUCAGUAGUUUACCAUGUCCUGUCACUGCGGUAAGAACGUUAUCAACUUCAGAAGUUAAACAAGCAGAAAGACCUUCCAGCAGAAGCAAAGAUCCUCCUAGAGAUGAAGAAAAAGAAAAGAAAAGAAAGAAACAUAAGAAAAGAUCUCGGACAAGAUCUCGAUCACCUUCUAAAUAUCAUUCAUCAUCUAAGUCCAGAUCUAGAUCACAUUCAAAAGCAAAGCAUUCACUUCCCACUGCCUAUAGAACUGUCAGACAUUCAAGACUCACAGCAUCCACAGGGACACUGAGCAUGGAACCGAGUCUGAGCAGCUCAUCAAUGGCAGCAGCAACAGAGCGAGAAAAUUAUCAGUCAGCUUCGACAACGAAAAGAUUUGACUGCUGGAGCUCUUUUGAGGGAAAUCCUGGUAAAAUGUCAAGGUCAAGGUCAAGGUCGCCUAGGAGAAGAGCUCACACGCCAGAAAGGCGGCGAGAGGAAAGGAGCGUUCCGACGGCGUAUCGCAUUAGCAAUAGUCCUGGAAUUAGCAGGAAACGCACACGCUCCAGGAGUCCCCAUGAAAAAAAGAAGAAGAGGCGGUCUAGAUCACGUACCAAGUCCAAAGCUAGGUCUCCUUCACCACCUGCGUCACCAGGCAAACCAUCCACACACAAAAAUUCUGUACAUUCAACUAGUGUCUCUCCUGUGGAGAGUAGGGAAUCCAGCCAGGAACGCUCCAGGGGAGUUUCUCAGGAAAAAGAUGGCCAGAUCUCUUCAGCGAUUGUUUCUUCAGUGCAGAGUAAAAUCACUCAGGAUCUUAUGGCCAAAGUGAGAGCAAUGCUUGCAGCUUCCAAAAACAUACAAACCAGUGCCUCCUGAGACCCAUUGAACUGACCAUGGAGAAAUUGUGGGGGAAAAAAUACAUAAAAACUGCCUCAUCUCAAAUGUACAGCUGAGCUUAGCUCACUUGGUUCACAACUCCCUUGUGUAAUAUUAUCAGAACUUAAGGAGCUAAAACCUACCUUUCUGUACAGAACUGUCUCCUGGGAAUUUCAUUGAAUUUUUUUCAGACAGAAUCUCUUUGGAAAGUUCUUGUUUUUUUGUAAAUUGAUUUUUUUGACUAAUUCUUCAGUAACAUUUUAUGAUCAGCAGUCUAUAUGUGUAUAUUUGUAAAUAUCAUGUUUCUGUGAUAAGGUAUUACACAAUAAUAAAGAAGGAAACGCCUUUCAUUAGCUA